This is a messenger RNA of Vigna umbellata (rice bean), 1256 nucleotides long. The record is from RefSeq and is a predicted model, not a curated record. NCBI's taxonomy places the organism in Eukaryota, Viridiplantae, Streptophyta, Magnoliopsida, Fabales, Fabaceae.
UUCCCAGUCCACCCAUUUUCUUUUUCCAGCAAAUUUCUUGCUUUUGUGAUAAAAUAAAACUCAGUCUCGCUUUCAUCGGAGAAGAGAAGCGCAAAGCUGCAGAAAAUGGGUUUCGCGAUGCAAUGCUCAAGCUAUUGCUCUUGUAUUUCUAUUUCUGCCCCUCAUCGGUUCCCCCAGGCCCCUCUAUCUUUUCACGCUGCGCGAAAGAAUCAGAGGAUAACGGUUCUUUGUGGGUCGGACCGGCGAAGUUCCAACCUAGGUUCUGAUAGGAAAAGAAAAAUCGUGGAACACGUUUGUCUUCUCAAAGCAAAGCAGGAUUUAUCAGAAGAGGAAGAGAACGACAUGCUCGAUUACUUGUACACUACGCAGUACCAGAUGGGUGGUGUUAUUGCAAUUUCAUUAGGGCGCGUUUCUGCCCCAAAUCCAGAGCGUUACACGCAUGCGCUGUUUAUGCGGUUUCAGAAGAAGCAAAAUCUUGAAAAGUUUUAUGAGAAUCCCUUUUACUUGAAGGUUCUCAAGGACCAUGUACUGACUUACUGCCAUGGAUUGGUCAAUGUGGAUUUUGAAUCGGAAGUGGAUGAUGAGAUGCUUUCUAUAUUUCGCAAAGGAGAGGAGUUCAACCAUGGAGUGGAGUUUCUGCUUCUGAUAUCAUUUAAUGAGUCUGCACUGAGAAACCAGGCAGAGGAUGCAUUGGCCUCUCUGGCAUUGAUGAUGUCGGAAUCUCCUUCCUUGGUAGUCCAAUUCACUCAAGGUUUGAAUUUUAGUCCAAGCUCUAAGGAGUAUACUCAUGGAAUUGUCAUACGAUUUCGAUCAGUUGAGGCAUUUGAGAUAUUUAUAAACAGCAAAGAGUACAAAAAUGUAUGGCAUUCUAAGUUCCAGCCUAUUGCUCACAAAUCUUUGUCUCUUCAUUUUUCUGUUGAUCCUGUGGGAACUGAAAUUAUGUAGUGAGGAUGUUUAUGGUUGUCAAUAAGAGACGCGACUCGGUUUCCUCUUUUUAGAAACAAGGAAGAAGUUCAACCACAACGGUCAAAGACAACAGUAAUGAACCUCCCUGUGAGGAGAGGACUUGGAUGGGUGAUCUUGAGAUAAGAGUCUUUGCAGGAGAUGCUUUAUUUUUUGCCUGCAACCGCACUAAAAGAUGUCCUUUUUAUCAAUUUAUAACUAUAUGGUACUUCUCGAUUUCAAUUUUUUUCAUUAUUGUUGACAAGGUUUGGUUUUCAACCGAGCUAAUAAUAUUGUGUAAUCCGUGUAGUCAA